AGCAAUUUGAGAGUUAUUCAAAACCCAAUUCAAGAGUUUGCGAAAGAGAAUGGCUGCAAAAGAAGAAGAGUUUGUGUACAGAUCAAAGCUUCCGGACAUUUCAAUACCAAACCAUUUGCCAUUACACACCUACUGUUUUGAAAGAAUGGCGGAGGUGAAAGAGAGAGCGUGCAUUAUAGAGGGCUCCACAGGGAAAGUUUACCACUACGAGCAAGUGAAGUCAAUAAGCACAUGGGUGGGCGCUGGUCUGGCCAGACUCGGAGUUGGGCGGGGUGAUGUAAUAAUGAUUCUACUGCCCAAUUGCCCUGAAUUCGUAUUUACUUUCCUUGGAGCUUCUUUCAUUGGUGCCAUCACCACGCCUGCAAAUCCUCACUAUACUCCCGGGGAGAUUGCGAAGCAGGCCCAUGCCUCAGGAGCCAAGCUCGUCAUCACCAGGGCAACAUACGUGGAGAAGCUCAAUAAUGUGAACCAACAUCUUAUCAUUGUUACUCUUGAGGACCCGGCACCACAAGGAUGCGUGGCCUUUAGUGUUCUUCUUGAACAACAAGCCUGCGAAAUGGGAUUUGAAGUGGGACCGGAGGAGGUGGUUGCGCUGCCCUUUUCUUCUGGGACGACUGGGCUUCCCAAGGGUGUUAUGUUGACACACUCAGCGCUUGUUUCUACCGUUGCUCAACAGGUGGAUGGAGAAAACACUAACGUGCAUCUCCGCCCAGAUGACGUCAUGUUGUGCCUGCUGCCGCUUUUUCAUAUUUAUUCUCUUAAUAUGCUGCUUUGCUCACUCAGAAGUGGCGCUUCUGUUUUGAUUGUGGAGAAAUUUGAAAUGUGUACACUACUACGGUUGAUACAGAGUUUCAAAGUUAGUUUUGCACCUUUAGUGCCUCCCCUGGUCUUGGCCAUGGCGAAGAAUCCAGCGGUGGAGAAAUAUGAUCUUUCGUCUCUGAGAAUGCUCAUGUCAGGUGCUGCACCUCUUGGAAAGGAUUUGGAGGAGGCACUUCAAGCAAAGAUUCCCAAUGCGACUAUUGCCCAGGGAUAUGGCAUGACAGAAGCUGGGCCAGUAAUAGCGAUGAGCCUUGCAUUUGCAAAGGAACCAUUCCCAAUAAAAUCUGGUUCAGGGGGAACUGUCGUUAGGAACGCCCAGAUAAAGAUCAUUGAUUUGAGUACCGGACUCUCACUUCCUCACGGUCAAUCAGGCGAGAUUUGCAUUCGUGGCCCACAAUUAAUGAAAGGCUAUCUAAACAAUCCAGAGGCCACAGCCAAGACUAUAGACAAGAAUGGGUGGUUGCAUACAGGUGACAUUGGUUACAUUGAUGACGACGAGGAGCUUUUCAUUGUAGACCGUGUGAAGGAGCUCAUCAAAUACAAAGCCUUCCAGGUGGCUCCUGCAGAACUAGAAGCCAUUUUGGUGAAACAUCCCUUUAUAGCAGACGUGGCAGUAGUCGCACAAAAAGACGAAGCUGUAGGAGAGCUGCCAGUAGCAUUUGUGGUCAUAUCUGGUAACCAUGAAAUAACUGCCGAAGAGAUCAAGCAAUUUGUGGCCAAAGAGGUGGUGUUUUACAAGAAACUUCACCAUGUCUACUUUGUAGAUUCAAUUCCUAAAUCUCAGUCAGGAAAGAUAUUGCGCAAUCAAAUGCAAUCCAAAUUUCCAUCAGGAUGAUCAAAUAAUGUGAAUAGAUUGGAACAUUAUGGCUCUUAAUAGCAUAUUAUUAGAGCUUAGAUUUUUUAUAAAUGUUAACUAGAAAUACUUUUAAAUAUGGCUUUAAAUAGCAUAUUAAAUUACUUGUGGGUCAUAUUGAAGGUCA
This is a messenger RNA of Cryptomeria japonica (Japanese cedar), 1799 nucleotides long. RefSeq names its product 4-coumarate--CoA ligase. Bases 50 to 1654 code for a protein of 534 amino acids. The transcript is spliced from 7 exons. Lineage: Eukaryota; Viridiplantae; Streptophyta; Pinopsida; Cupressales; Cupressaceae. Gene Ontology annotation, molecular function: CoA-ligase activity. The record is from RefSeq and is a predicted model, not a curated record.